Messenger RNA from Talaromyces rugulosus, 618 nucleotides. RefSeq lists its product as uncharacterized. Lineage: Eukaryota; Fungi; Ascomycota; Eurotiomycetes; Eurotiales; Trichocomaceae. The record is from RefSeq and is a predicted model, not a curated record. Bases 1 to 618 code for a protein of 205 amino acids. The transcript has 3 exons.
AUGUCGAAAACCAACCAACAAACCAUGGCGGGUCGAGUGAUUCCUAUAUCUAAUGGUCCUCUCAAAGCAGAGACAAUCAUCCGGCAAAUCUAUUACCAGCAACAGCACGGCGAGGAGGAAUGCUCCCUGGAGUAUUCGGACGUCGACCAGGAUACCGCAUAUGAAGUUAUCGAAGAACUUGACGAAAACAAUGAAGACCGCGUUCAUCGACCCACCAUACUCCCCACGCCAACAAUUGUUGUCGAGAGCGGAUGGAGUGAAACCAGAGAAAAGCUGCAUGAGGACAUGCGUGUUUGGCUGAUUGGGGGUCGACCACAUGUACAGAUGGUUAUUAUUGUCAAGUGGACGCGUACAAGCGACGAGCGAGUCACCGGCGACGUGGAGGUUUUUGAACGCGAUGAAAACGACCAACCUAGAUCGGUCCAGAAAGAGAUCAUCUUCCCAGAGCCCCCGUCUGCAGUGGCCGACCAGCAAGUCAUCAAAAUAACGAAGAGGCAGCUGUGGGGGCAAAACCUCCCAGCUGGACAGGAUCCGGAUGAUCGUUAUGACAUGCUAAUGAAAGAUCUUCGUCGAGAAGGACGCCAGUGUAUCGCCCGGAUGCGCCUCAAUCCAGCGUAG